Messenger RNA from Patella vulgata (common limpet), 2768 nucleotides. RefSeq names its product partner of Y14 and mago B. The transcript has 3 exons. The record is from RefSeq and is a predicted model, not a curated record. Lineage: Eukaryota; Metazoa; Mollusca; Gastropoda; Patellidae. Gene Ontology annotation, molecular function: RNA binding. Gene Ontology annotation, biological process: exon-exon junction complex disassembly. Bases 44 to 709 code for a protein of 221 amino acids. Gene Ontology annotation, cellular component: exon-exon junction complex; cytoplasm.
CUUUGGUCACAUCGGAGUUGUCUACCCCUAAUCCAGUUCCAACAUGGCUACUGCUGCUAAAGCUAUCGAGAGAAGUGGCGUUGUGAAAGAUGGGGUCACAGGUGAAACAUUUCUGCCUGAAUCUAGAAGGCCUGAUGGUUCAAUUCGUAAAGCUAGAAGAGUAAAAGCAGGAUAUGUUCCUCAAGAAGAGGUGCCAGUGUAUGAAAACAAAGGAAUGCAGUGGUUAAAAGGUCGAUCAGAUCUUCCUGUUGGAUUAAGUCCUGAUUUAAUGCUCAAGGCACGAGCGGCCAAAGAUGCUGUGGCCCGUGGAGAUGAUGUUGAACAACCUGAUGUUGGCAGUAAUAAAAAGAAGGGCAAGAAAAAAGCUGGAGAAACAACAGGAAAACAAGCAAAUCGGCAAAAGAAGGGUGGUAAUAAAAAAUUGGAAGAAGAUAAUGAUGCUGUUGGUGACUUAUUAGCUUCUGUGUAUGGUAUUAAGGUUACUGAUGAACCUGCCAAAAAAACUGUUGAUCAAAGUGGUCCUAACACAGACAUUUCUAGAAAAUUGAAAAACUUACAAAAGAAACUGAAAUCAACUGAAAAAUUAGAAGAUAAAAUAAAAAGUGGUGAAUUGAAACAACCAUCUAAAGAUGAAUUAGAUAAAGUAGCUAGAAAAGGCGAUUUAGAAGCUGAAAUUAAACAAUUACAAGCUCAACUUGAAAAAUCAUGAUUCGUUUGUUUUAUAUAGAAAUAUAUAUAAUAUCACUUGACAUCUAGACUUCUAAAAUAUUAGCUCACUUGUUAAUUCCAAAAAAAAAAUCAACUUUCAAAUUUAUUACCUUUCUUUUAACAAUGUAUUAAUGUACAUAGUUUCAAUCUAUUCUUAAGUGAAACAAUGUAAACAUGCCGAAAAAGUCGGUGAAUGCUUACAGAAUACAACAACAGCUGCUGUUGGCUUUCAGUUAAUUUAUCUUUGUCAUUUGCAUGGUUUCACUUGAGAGUAACUUUCGUAGAAAGUUGUUGGAACCAUGGUGCAUUUUAAAAUCAGUGAAUUUUAAACCAUAAAAUUCCUUUUAGUCAGAUCUCAACAUCCAAAACUGAUGUUCAGGCCUGAAAAUAGUGACUUAAGUUGUGUCAGACAUGUAGUAUCAUUAAAAACACUGAUGCUGAUCCAAAUAACAGGCACCAGAGGGUUCAUGUCUGACAAUGCCUGAUAUGUGUACGUCAAUGUCUGUAACAGACGCCUCUUAUGUAAAUUAUUAAAAGAUAUCUAAAUUUCUCAACCAUCGAAUGAAGUACAGUGGAUAUCUUACUCAUCUAAAAUCAUAUUUUAUAUCAUUGUUUUUGUUUAUAGCACACUUCCAUGAUAAAACUAAUAAGUGGACACAGACUCAUUUUCCCAUUAUAUAUGAAUGUACUGGGGAACCUGUGACACAAAGCAUACACAUUAGAUACUACAGUAUGUUCAUUAGAGCUGUAUGUUAAAAAGCUUAAACAUAUAUUUUGUGAAAUGGGACCCAGGUGGAUGUUGUUUUAUUCAUUAUAUUUAAAAAGAAACAUAACCCUUUUGAUUUAGAUUAAAAUAAACUGUUGAAUGAAUACCAUAUGAUCUGUUAAUUCAAAUAGUACUAUACCAGGGUAAAGCUUUGUUUAAUUAUAUUUUCAUUUUUGACUUAAGCUGAAAUCUCCUUAUUCACAAACUUCAAGAUUGUAUGCAGAAGGGGGGUUACUAGUACUACUAUUGCAAAAGAAAUCAACAUAUCAAAUUUAUCUUAAUAGACAAUUUAAUUUUCUACCUAAACCAAUAAAACAUUUUUAAUUUAUAAAUAUAAAAUCGUAUAAUGUGUAGAAAUUUUGGUUAGAGUGUAUUAUAUGAGUGUUAAUAUUUGUAGGUAGACAGGGUGCAGUGUGAUAUUAAUAAUAUUGCUGAAUAGUCAAAAGGUUGUAUUAAGUAGAGAUGUAUCUUUUACCACUUGAAUUUCAUAUAUAAUACAUAGUAUGGGGUCGACAAUAAUUUCAACAGAUAUGUAACUAACCAUAAAACAAUACUGGCAACUUUCAGUUUGUUUUAGUAGUUAUUUUUUCAUAGAAAUCUGAUAUUUUCGCUAUUAAUUAUUGAUAUUUUGGGGGAACAAACAAUGUACAACCUCUUGACAAAAUAUAUAUAAAACCCUAUUUUUAUUGGCUUCUAAAUGAAAAGAUGCCACAAGAAAAGUUUGAUUCUGAAAUGGCGAAAAAUGUGAAUUUUGUAAAAUAUGCCAGAUACAUGUACAACUUUUUGGCUCUCCACCAAUAUUAUAAUUGUAUAUAAAUUUUGUCUUGUUUAACCUUUACUACAAUGAAAUGUGUAUAAAUGUAUUACCUGAAGUUAAAUACAGCCAUUCAAGUUUGUGAUUAUUUUUUACAAAUUAACAUUGAUAAGGUAUAAAAUUAAGAACUCCAAUAUUCUAUGCAUGUACAUGUACUUAAUUUAAAAAUUCCUCUUCAGUGUAUGAUUAUAUUUUUCUAUUUGUGUGGUAGAGAAAAAAGUCUUAUACUAAACCCUGUAAAGACUUUGCAGCUAGAAAUGAAUUCAGCCCCUUCCUAUUAUGGUAUCAAAUUUCUAUAUAAUAUUGAAUACCGAUUAUUGUCAGACACAUAAAAUCAUCUUAUUCAUGGUCAUCAGAUCAUAUAAAUAUAAAUUCAUGUAUAUAAUGUGUUUAAAGAUUAGUCUACACGAACAAUAUUAAAAGCUGUCAGUAUAUAUAUAUAAGCAAUAUGUUCUUGGAAUGAAUAAAUUAUGAAUAAUA